CUGCGAUCGCGUUGGAACAAGCCGCUGCCGCUACAAAAAAAUCACGCUGCGAUCGCGUUGGAACAAGCCGCUGCCGCUGCAAAAAAAUCACGCUGCGAUAGCGUUGGAACAAGCCGCUGCCGCUGCAAAAAUCACGCUGCGAUCGCGUUGGAACAAGCCGCUGCCGCUGCAAAAAAAUCACGCUGCGAUCGCGUUGGAACAAGCCGCUGCCGCUGCAAAAAAAUCACGCUGCGAUCGCGUUGGAACAAGCCGCUGCCGCUGCAAAAAUCACGCUGCGAUCGCGUUGGAACAAGCCGCUGCCGCUGCAAAAAUCACGCUGCGAUAGCGUUGGAACAAGCCGCUGCCGCUACAAAAAAAUCACGCUACGAUCGCGUUGGAACAAGCCGCUGCCGCUACAAAAAUCACGCUGCGAUAGCGUUGGAACAAGCCGCUGCCGCUGCAAAAAAAUCACGCUACGAUCGCGUUGGAACAAGCCGCUGCCGCUACAAAAAAAUCACGCUGCGAUCGCGUUGGAACAAGCCGCUGCCGCUGCAAAAAAAUCACGCUGCGAUCGCGUUGGAACAAGCCGCUGCCGCUGCAAAAAAAUCACGCUGCGAUAGCGUUGGAACAAGCCGCUGCCGCUACAAAAAAAUCACGCUACGAUCGCGUUGGAACAAGCCGCUGCCGCUACAAAAAAAUCACGCUGCGAUAGCGUUGGAACAAGCCGCUGCCGCUGCAAAAAUCACGCUACGAUCGCGUUGGAACAAGCCGCUGCCGCUACAAAAAAAUCACGCUGCGAUCGCGUUGGAACAAGCCGCUGCCGCUGCAAAAAAAUCACGCUGCGAUCGCGUUGGAACAAGCCGCUGCCGCUGCAAAAAUCACGCUGCGAUCGCGUUGGAACAAGCCGCUGCCGCUGCAAAAAUCACGCUGCGAUAG
This is a messenger RNA of Caenorhabditis angaria, 915 nucleotides long. The record is from the annotation of a GenBank genome assembly. Lineage: Eukaryota; Metazoa; Nematoda; Chromadorea; Rhabditida; Rhabditidae.